AUGUCUGCGAUGAUGAUGAUGACCAACACGUAUUCCGCAAAGCUGGUUUCGGCGAAACACCAAUCGUCCGUUUCGGGAUCCAAAUUGCGAUCGAAUAAGUUUUUCGUUCCGAGACGAGGACAACAACAACGUUCUUCGGUGAAAGUUCGAGCGGCGGCGGACGGGUUUGACGCGGACGAGCUCAUGAAAAAGUACGACGAGAUCACGAACAAGAUUCCGCCGAUCGUUUCCGCGGCGACGGUGCCAAUCGUCGGCUUGUCGUUGCUCUCGAAAACCUUCACCGGGCACGGGUUGCCGGGGACCUUUUUGGGCGCUUUGGAAGGCGUCUCGUGGUUGGUGUUGCCGCUCGGGUUCGGCUCGUUGUACCCAAGAUUGGCGGAUAUUUUCAACGAAGGCUCGUAUGAACCGGCGAAAGUGCUCGAGAUGUUGACCAAGGAGAGAACGUACGAAAAAUACGGCGAAGACUCGAGAGGGAAGAACGCGACGGAACGCGUGGCGAACAUUUCCGGGAAAGUCGACCCGAACUCGCCGUUGGCUGAACAAAUGGCCGAUUUGAAGAAGAGAGAGGAAGAGUUGGCGAAAGAAACGCCAGAAGAGAAAGCGGCGAGAGAGAAGUUACGCGCGGAGUUGGCGGCGAGCGCGAUUGGUAUGGCGAACGCCAAGUCGAAGAGUGACGAAGCGGAUGCCGAUUCCAAGGGGAGAGAUUCUUUGUUAGCGCAACCAGUCACGCAAACGUUAAAGGAUAACAUGACCGUGGAAAAUUACGACGUGGACGUGACGAAGUUUGACGACAACGCGUUGGGAUCGACGUUGAACUUGUCGAGCACGGAGGUGGACAAAGGAGCGCCGAAGUUGAACAAAGGGGACAAGUGGAAGGAACAAUACAGAACGGACGAAAACGCGGCGGGGAAGAGCGAUGAUUAG
This is a messenger RNA of Bathycoccus prasinos, 924 nucleotides long. RefSeq lists its product with no specific name. Lineage: Eukaryota; Viridiplantae; Chlorophyta; Mamiellophyceae; Mamiellales; Bathycoccaceae. Bases 1 to 924 code for a protein of 307 amino acids. The record is from RefSeq and is a predicted model, not a curated record. The transcript has a single exon.